Molecule: messenger RNA, 2496 nt
Organism: Brettanomyces nanus
Lineage: Eukaryota; Fungi; Ascomycota; Pichiomycetes; Pichiales; Pichiaceae
Exons: 1
Coding region: 1-2496 (831 amino acids)
Biological process (GO): telomere maintenance via telomerase; protein stabilization
Cellular component (GO): cytosol
Molecular function (GO): telomeric repeat DNA binding; Hsp90 protein binding
Source: RefSeq, a predicted model, not a curated record
AUGAGUUCGAAUGGCGGUGGAUCUGUCUCUACUGAAGACGUUGUCUCUCCUUUUCUUAAACAAUUGGCUUCCCAGCCCUCUACAGACGGUUUAGUCAACUGCCUCAAAAGCAUUUAUCAAAUAUCUAGGCUCGAACAUGGACGAGAGCGGGAUAUUCACAGCUUACGAAUCUCUUCUGUUAUAAUCGGUCAUACGAUCCCAGAGACGUACAAAUUACUUAGUGAAGAAGCUAAGAGACUGGUAUGUGAUGUACUUGGAGAUCGUGUUUCGUUAUCUCAACUUGUGACUAAGGUGAAUCUAGAAUCUGAGGAGAGUGGAGAUCAGAUCUAUGCCAAAGUGCUAACUGAUGUUGUUGAGUUGCGUACUUUUGGUCAGAUAUUCGACGGAUUGAAUUUAGAAAGUGAGCAGUACUUCAGAAAUGUCAAAGUAUUGGUUCUCAAUAAAGUUAUUGAGGCUCUAACUAAGACUCACAUGAGGAGCCGUACAGAUUGGCUUGAAAACGUCCUUAAGAAAUACUAUCAGAUUGUGUUCGACGAACUCUUGCACAGGCAGCUCAAGGGAAAUCGGACGGUGAAGCUUUUGGAUGGGUUGUUCUCUCAGGAUGAGGAUCUUGUGAGGUAUUAUUUUGUGGAUGACGAUAUUCACUUGAAACUAAAUCAAGUGUACUCGACCGGAACUACAGAUUGGUAUUUUGUGAAACUAUUGGUAAAGUAUCUGGUGAAAACGCUUGGCUCUGAAGAGGAUGUUUCUGCCUACUUUUCUGUUUUACAGGAUUUUAAGUUCGAUAGUGGUAACCGGCUUGUCGACGUGGCAUCACAAGUUAACGAGUAUCGGGUGAUCAAGAUUCUUCUUGGUCUUGCUGCUUCACUGGAUGUCUUUUUUUACGAACAUCUCAAACAAGGAGUAACUAAAUUUGGUUCCAAGUCCUAUAUUGAUAGUGUUUCUAACACUGCUCAAUCUGCAUUCACGAAAUAUCUUAUAACUUUGGUUGCAUAUUGCACAAAGGAGCAAAUGGAUGAUCUUUCAGGCAAUCCGUUUUUUUUGGAUGCCGUGACGAAUCGUUUGGAUUCAACCUUGCCCAAUCUUCGUACACUAGGAAUGAUCUUUGCUGAUACUGUGUACGAGAAAACCAAUGGAGAAUCCUUGUUUAAGAUGGAAGAGUAUCAAAAUGGACGAAAAGAGUUUAUAGAAUCCAUGGGAGAAUUCCCGAUGAGUCUAAAAAGGGAAUCGCUGAAAGAUGCAGUAAAGACUAUAAGAAGAUCGCAUAGCAAACCAGUUGUUGCAGACAUUAUUCAGGUAAAUGAUGUACCUUCUUCCACAGUUCAAGCCUCUUCUGAAAUGGCCGACUCGGAUGUGGAAGAUUCCGAUGGUUCCAAUGGAGCUGAAAGAGUAAAGAAGGUUUCAAUUCCAGUAUACCUAAAGGAAUUGCUAGCAUAUCUUUCUGCAGACAAAGAAAAGGACGAUUUAGCGUAUGAAAAAAGGAAGAUAGCCUUUGCAAUUGCAUCGCAGAUGAUUCGAGCCAAGAAAGGAUCUCCUGAAUUAGAAUACUAUGCCAAUUCUUUGCUUGAAGAAGUCCUUUCGGCGUCCAAUUUGUAUAAUUUUGAGGAUUUCAACUCGUGGAAAUUGUCAACCAUGAUCGCCAUCACUGUCUGUGAGUUUGAAUCUUGCUGGAAGUGGUUGCUCCGCAUCUUUGUUCAGGGAGAUAUCUCCAUUAGUACCAGAGUUAUGAUUCUCACCUGUCUCAGUAUUAGUUCUCGAGAGAAAAGUGGUGGCUAUGAGGAUGAUUUUGUACUUGGUAAGGUGGAUGUUAAUCAAUUCAAGCCAAAGCAAUUGCCUGAAAGUAUUCAUAGGCAGUUUAUGCGAUUUGAGAAUGACACCUCUCCGUUCCUUGAUGAUCAGCAUUCCAAUCUCAAGGCUCUCGAUUCGCCUAUGGAAAACCUUUCUCUGGGAGGGAAAGUUGUUCGAAUGUCAUCUACUCUUGCCAAGCAAAGAUCAGGAAACGGGAAAGCAAUCGGGGCUGCUGUUAAGGACACGUCUUUCAUCAAUAAACAGCUACCCAGGUUAUUCUAUGCCCUUAUAGGAGUUUGGGAGACUGUUAAUAAUGUUACUGGAUCUGGCUUUAAGCUUGGGGGAUUUUCUACGCUCUUGAAUUCCGAGUACUUCAAGAAUCUGGACAUGAUCUAUGAAUGUGCCAUUCCUUCCAGUAUCGAGUUAACUGGAAUGACCAAGGAUUUGUUUAUUACGGUGGUAAAUGAAUUAAGGUUACUUUCUUCUGAGCCAAAGCUUGACUCGGUUGUUUUUGAAGCUGUUCUUAGAUGUUUGAAAGCAGUUGUGGAUAUUGAUUCGGAUACACUUCCAAAGAGAGAGCUUUUUUCUACUGAACUCUUGGCAGCCUAUAAUAUAUUGGAGGAAAUAAUGGAGAGUGGUAUGAUUGUGGAAGAAAGAUUGACUGUAAAUUGUGGGUACGUUAUGAAUAAGUUGAUGGAUGGUCAAUAA